Molecule: messenger RNA, 1986 nt
Organism: Mycotypha africana
Lineage: Eukaryota; Fungi; Mucoromycota; Mucoromycetes; Mucorales; Mycotyphaceae
Exons: 2
Coding region: 113-1540 (475 amino acids)
Biological process (GO): positive regulation of transcription by RNA polymerase II
Cellular component (GO): RNA polymerase II transcription regulator complex
Molecular function (GO): DNA-binding transcription factor activity; protein dimerization activity
Source: RefSeq, a predicted model, not a curated record
UCAUAAAAUAGGGGAACAAAAACAGUUUCUUCUCUUUCGUCUUUCCUUUGUUUCUUCUUUCUCUUGUUUGUCUUUAUUUUCACUAUAAUUUCUCUGCUUAUUUUCAACGCUUAUGUCUCAACCCAAUUUCUUUAGCCAGCCGACUCCUAAUUUGCAGUUUAAUGCGAACGGCGGAUUUGGCACAAAUGAAAUACCUUUGCAAUUUGCUGCUUCAGUACCCCCUCGUCCUUCUUCUCAACGAUCUCAACCUCAACAGCAGCUUCCUUUGAGCUUUCAGAAUGGACAAGAUCUUCUUAUGCAACAACAAUUCUUACGUGGGUUUUCGAAUAGCCCCUAUGAUAGAGCUACUACUGGUAACUCUACUACAGCUUUUGGGGGUUCGGCCUCUACAACAACCAAUUCCAGUAGUUCAGCCAAGAUUUUGUCCAAAGCUGAACGUAGAGCUGAACAUAAUGCUAUUGAACGUGCUCGUCGAGAAAGUCUAAAUGUCAAAUUCCAACAAUUGGCUUUCACUUUGCCCAAUCUACAAAACGAUACUCGUCCUUCCAAAAGUACCAUCAUUGACCGCACUCUUGACUUUGUAAAAAACGCUCUUUUAAAAGAAGAACGUUAUCAACGUCGUAUCAGUGAACUUGAGAAAUUCAACAGUUACUUGUUAUCCGAGGCUGACAAGCGUUUGCAAAAGAAAAAGGCUAGAAAGAACAAUAACAGCAAGAAGACUGUUCCCGAAGCAUGUUCCGACGAAACGAUGGCCGGUACCGCCUCUCCAGAAAUGGUGCCUGAAAUGGUUUCUUCUGCUGUUUCGUCACCAGUCAUGGAAGAUAAAAGUCAUCAACAUCUUCAAGGAAACACUAUCGAAGAAGAAAUGGAGUCUGACUAUGAAGAUGGAGACGAAGACGACGAAUUCCUUGAUGAAGAAAACGGGCAACAUCAUCUACAGCAGUCCAUCAAACCGUCAGCUACUACAUCUUCUAGCUUCUUUGUUAAGCAAUCAGCCAUUCAAAAUAACUUUUCUCUCACAGAUAACAACCAACAACAAUUCACUUUCAACCAAAAGUUCUCUUCCCCUCCUCUCAGUAUCAACGAUAAAUCAGGCAAUCAGUUUCCUGUGCUACCAUCAUCGGUACCAGGCUUCCCGAACUACAUAAAUACUUCCAACAGCACCAAUAAUACUGCUUCAACCACUGCAUCUACAACUGCUACCAGUAACUGGACCACUCCCGCUAUGGUUACAUCAGAACCUAGCACUACUAUUAUGAAGUCUGAUAUGCCAUUCUUCAAUUUACAACAGCACCCUUCAUCCAUGAUGAUGCCAAAAUUUCAAACCGCUCUUCAUCAACCAACCGUUUUACCUGGAUCAUUCAGCAUGAUGAGUGCUCCUUCCUCUGACAGUACGACAAGUUCGGCAACAACAACCACAACCAUGUUUAACCCAAGCACUACCACAACCUUCCCUAUGAUGCAUAACGACACAUUCUUAAAUACACACAUGCUGAAUGCUACAACUACUGCUUCUGAUCAGUUUAUGCACAGGCAAUAGCAACUUUGCGAUUUUUUGAUACCCUUACGUUCCGCCUCUUUUUAUUAAACCACCAAAAACAUACACAUUUGUCUAAUCACACACAGAGUAGAAUUUUUAUGCCUUUCUCAAUCACUUACACACGCACAAAAAAUCGGCCAAAAAAACCUAAACAUACCUUUCGUUCUCUUCGUUCUUUUAGUCUCACAUCAGCAACAACUCACAUACACACACACAUAAAUAUGCUUUUUCAAAAAAUUUUUAAUGUAUAUAGUUUCUUUUCUACAUACACUUUUUAAGUAUUUCUCGAUCACUUUCUCUUCUCUUUCGUUCAAUGCUUUUAACCAAUUACUACUACUACUAUGACUACGCGUACGUUUCUCUUUUUUUUUAUCUGCAUUUCAACUUGCUUCCUCUACUUUUUUUCUCUUAAAAUAAAGAAAUAAAUUACCAAUUGUAACACAACA